AUGUUGGCCAUGAAGACCUUCUCCCUGCUGGUGGUGUCCCUGCUCCUGGCAGUGGUGCUGGGGGAGAAAGAAGAGGAUCACUUUUCCCUCUCUCUCCCCUCCCUGCCCCUCAGAUUCCACCCUAAGGCCAGUGGCUCCCAGCCUCGAGCAACCAGGUAUGCUGAGGGCACCUUCAUCAGUGACUACAGUAUCGCCAUGGACAAGAUCCGCCAACAAGACUUUGUGAACUGGCUACUGGCGCAGAAGGGGAAGAAGAGCGACUGGAUACACAACAUCACCCAGAGGGAGGCUGGGGCCCUAGAGCUGGCCCAUCAGUCUAACAGGAAGGAGGAGGCAAAGGAGGAGCAGGGCUCCCUGCCCAAGAACCCCAGUAAUGAAGAUUUGCUAAAGCAUUUACUGAUUCGAGAGCUGCUGGCCUGGAUGGUGGAUCAGAUGGAGCUCUGCAGGCUCAGAUUUCAGUGACUCUGACCAAACCCAAGCUCAGAACUGGACUCUGCCCUUCAUUUACUCAGCUCUUGCUUCAGCUCCACUCCAAGAUACUCCAAAGAAAUCAAACUAAGUUUAAGCUGAAAUAAAUGUUUGUGCUCAUUGUCAAAA
Molecule: messenger RNA, 597 nt
Organism: Bubalus bubalis (water buffalo)
Lineage: Eukaryota; Metazoa; Chordata; Mammalia; Artiodactyla; Bovidae
Gene: GIP
Product: gastric inhibitory polypeptide
Exons: 5
Coding region: 1-462 (153 amino acids)
Biological process (GO): response to starvation; regulation of fatty acid biosynthetic process; regulation of insulin secretion
Cellular component (GO): extracellular region
Molecular function (GO): glucagon receptor binding; hormone activity
Source: RefSeq, a predicted model, not a curated record